Molecule: messenger RNA, 1227 nt
Organism: Penicillium malachiteum
Lineage: Eukaryota; Fungi; Ascomycota; Eurotiomycetes; Eurotiales; Aspergillaceae
Product: serine hydrolase domain-containing protein
Exons: 4
Coding region: 1-1227 (408 amino acids)
Source: RefSeq, a predicted model, not a curated record
AUGACGUUGCCACCCGCCAGCAUUGAGAGACUCACAAGUCGAAUCAACAAAGCUUGCGAGCACCCCAAUAAAGACCUCCCGGGUGUUACGGUUGCGGUCAUUGGUAAAGAUGGCAACCUGCUAUUUUCACACGCAGCUGGACUGCGCGGCUAUGGCAGCUCGGAGCCUUUGAGCACCGACUCCGUGUUUUGGAUCGCAUCCUGCACAAAAAUGAUUGUUGGAAUUGCUUGCAUGCAGCUUGUUGAGCAGGGUCUAAUUUCCCUAGAUGAUUCUGAGGCUGUUGAGCGCUAUUGUCCAGAGUUGAAGGAGGUAGGUGUUAUUCAGGCCGAUGGGAAGUUGGUGCCGAAAAAGCGAGGCCUUACUCUGAGAAUGCUCUUAACUCAUACCGCUGGGUUCGGAUAUUCAUUCAUCAGUCAUAAAAUUCGGGAUUAUAGCCGACCGAUCGGCUUUGAUGAAUUCUCUGGAAAUUUCGUGGACUUUAAACAGCCAUUAGUCCACCAACCCGGCGAAGCUUGGCAGUACGGAAUCAACAUCGACUGGGCCGGGAAGGUGCUCGAGAGGGUGACUGGUAAAACACUGAACGAAUACAUUGAUGAAAAUGUGUUCAAGCCGCUUGGGCUUGAUCAAAUCUCGAUGACUCCUUCAGACCAAAUGAAGGCAAAAUUAGCCUACAUGCAUCAGAGGGAUGCUAAUGGGAACAUUUUUGCUCGGGAUCAUUUGCUCCGAUACCCACUAACGGCUGAGGCUGCGAGCAAGAACUCACUUUUCGCUAGUGGUGGAGCUGGAUGCUAUUCAACAGCGCCUGAAUACUGUCGGAUCUUGGCCGUCCUCCUGAACGAUGGCACCUGCCUUAGGACCGGAAAACAAUUACUGAAGAAGGAAACUGUGCUUGAGAUGUUUAUUGAUCAACUUGCCCACCUUCCGCCACUUGCUCAACACGAGAUGACUUCUUCAAAGAGUGAUCUCAUCACUCCUUCAAUGGGCUUGCACCCAACUGUUCCAGGAGAUCGCCAGGGUUGGGGACUUACUUUUCUGCUAAGCGGCGGUACUACUGGUCGUUCUAUCGGAACGGCACAAUGGUCAGGUCUGCCGAAUCUACGUUGGUGGUGUGAUCGAGAAAAGGGUGUGGCAGGGAUCAUAUGUACUCAGAUCCUGCCGUUUGGUGAUGAUCAGCUGUUCCAAUUAUCACAGGAUGUGGAGAGAGAAGUUUACAAUGGGCUAUCCUAG